Messenger RNA from Belonocnema kinseyi, 1899 nucleotides. It is a transcript of the gene Syx17, whose product is annotated as syntaxin-17. Gene Ontology annotation, biological process: vesicle-mediated transport. Lineage: Eukaryota; Metazoa; Arthropoda; Insecta; Hymenoptera; Cynipidae. Bases 276 to 1181 code for a protein of 301 amino acids. The record is from RefSeq and is a predicted model, not a curated record. The transcript is spliced from 5 exons. Gene Ontology annotation, cellular component: membrane.
GCCAAACGCUUGUAUGUAGCAGUAGUUACCAAUAAAUGAUUGUCUAACUUUUUUUUAUAAUACUUUUUUUUAAACAAAAUAACAGUGUUUUUGCUACAUAAAUGCUUCCGACAUUAUCAAUUGAGUGUUAUAGAUUUCAAGUUUUAAAAGCUUGAAACAGAAGUGAUAAUAAUGCACGCUCCACAAAAUUGGUCGCUGUCGAGUUGUGAUGAUAAUAUUGGCAAUUGAGUCUGUUUCUAGUGCGUCGUAACAUUAGAUUCUAUUGUAUAAAAAUAAUGUCUGCUGAAGAAGUUUUAAUUGGACAACCUAUUAAACGUUUAGAAAUUGCAAUCGGCAAAUUCAACGAUGUCGCUAUUCCAUAUCAUUUGGAACUGCUUAAAAGACAUAAAGACAACGUCAAAAGGUUUCAGAUGAACCAAAACUGGGGUAAGGUUUAUAAAGAGCAAAUAAACGCUAUGCGAGUAGUGAAACAGUUAAAGCAAUUGGUAUAUGAAAUGGAUAUGUUAAGAAGUCAAGUAUUGGAUAGAGAUAUAUUUACUUUUGAUAAACUUACAAAAAAGGCCAGAAACGACGCUAUUGCUGCCAUUGGCGAAUACUUGGAAUUGGAAUUGAAGCUACCAUUUCAAAAUUCCACUUUAACCGAAGAUGAAAGUCAAAUUGCGGAUGACUCUCAUAGCGACAAAUAUAUCCAACUGCAGGAUGAACACGAAGAAUUAGAAAGACAAAAAGCCUGUUUGUAUGCUUGGAAUUCCUUACAAAAUGAUCUGCAACAGUUACACCAACUCUUCAUCGAUUUUAAUAAAAUAGUUCAUGAUCAAAGUGAAUCAGUAGAUGCAAUUGUGGACAACGUGGAAGUUACGAAGCACGAAGUUGCGAAAGGGACAGAAAUUUUAAAGAAAGCUUCAAAGUAUAAAGCUAUGACGUAUCCACUUGCGGGAGCUUUAAUUGGAACCUGUUUUGCGGGACCAAUUGGAUUUUUUGCAGGUUUAAAAAUAGGAGGUCUUUCAGCCAUAGGAGGUGGCAUUUUGGGUUAUACAGGCGGUGCCUUUUUGAAGAAAAGUCAUAUCAGUAGCACAGAGUCGCCAGGAAUUAAAUCAGUAACUAUGUUAGGCGAAGGACAGCAUUCACUAGAUUCUGCACUUCAACAGGAAGAAUCUAAAAACUCUAAAAAGCACUUGUGAAAUUUGUCGAAUGUAGACUACAUGUCGAAGUAACAAUUUUCCUGCUAUGUUAUUUAGCGAUUCUUUGCUUUCAAUGAAUUAUUAUUUCUAGCAGUAAUUUAUUGAAAGUACUCAGUCAUUUAUGUCUGGCAGAUUUUCUUUAAGCAUUAAGGAAUAAUUCCGAAUGCUGAUCAUUGUUUUUCAUAAUAAUGUACGUGUGAUGUAUCUGCCUAAAAGUAGUAAAAUACAAUGUUGUAAAUAAGUUUUGUUACCAUCAAUGCUGACGUAUUCAGGGAAUUUAUUUUGGAACACUAUUUUCUAACUUCUUUGGGAUUUAUUAAUACGCAGUUUUGAUGUUAAUAAAGAGUCAAAUAUUUUUUAUGGGAAAUGUUUAGUUUAAUUGAACAUUAUUUUUUUAAUAGACAUUUAAUUAUCAGUUUUUAAAAAUGAAAACAACACAUGGUGGAGAGAUUUUGUAAAUUUAUGUUUUUAGGAUUUUCUUUUCCCCUUUUUAAGCAAAUUUGUUGUUGACUGUUUUAUGCUCUUUUAUCUCGACAAGAGAAUUCCACACAGGAUUUUUUCGGGUAAUCUUGCUAUCGUUAAAAUAAAAGUGCGUCCGCACAUUUUCUGCUACGGGAGUUGUUGGGGAUAUCUUGUCGACAUUAAAAUGUAAUUCUAUCCUCAAAUUUUCUGUUAUGAUAAAUAUUAUGGAAAUAAUAAUUGCAAUAUUGAUUCUUCA